This is a messenger RNA of Gymnodraco acuticeps, 4381 nucleotides long. It is a transcript of the gene ttll11, whose product is annotated as tubulin tyrosine ligase-like family, member 11. The record is from RefSeq and is a predicted model, not a curated record. Gene Ontology annotation, biological process: protein polyglutamylation; microtubule cytoskeleton organization. The coding region runs from base 569 to 2773 and encodes 734 amino acids. NCBI's taxonomy places the organism in Eukaryota, Metazoa, Chordata, Actinopteri, Perciformes, Bathydraconidae. The transcript has 10 exons. Gene Ontology annotation, cellular component: cilium. Gene Ontology annotation, molecular function: tubulin binding; tubulin-glutamic acid ligase activity.
UGGAGUCUGGGCGGCUCUGCCUUCUGCUCUGUCUGCUUCACAACACAGGGACGAUAACAUACACAGAGAGCGGACGACUUAACUGUGGGCAACACUACAACGCUGCUGGUGGCCGCAGAAAUAUACAUAACGCUACCUGUAAGGUAAAGUCUGUCAUGGGUUAACGGGUAGUUACGCCAACGGUACAGACCCAUAUGUUAGCUAAAUGACAGGUUAACGGCAGGUUUAGCUAUCUUCAAUUAGCUGCUAGCUACAAGUGCUAACGUUAGGGCAAGUCAAAGCCAGCUUGUGACACUCGCUAGCCUUUUAAAGUUGUAUUAUUGUGGCCAUCUGGCAAACGUCUAGCGUUAUUUGUUCCCCUUAGCAUGAGCUGUGAGCCGGUAACUAGCCUAAAAAGACUGAGCAUAUCUCCACUCUGACAUAAUCAAAUGGCUUAUAGUGUUUAAUGAGCCACUUAAGCUAGCAAUGCGUUCAACAUCCUUCCAGAAUACCGUUAGCUUGCCGGGUUAUUAUUGCACUGUGGGGCACAACUGUCCCCUGCUCAGCAGUGCACGUAGCAUACCGCAUUAUGAGUGAGCAUUAUGUAAAAGUCAAGAUUCACGUCGAGCAAAUGAAAUCAUUCGGAGAGGAUGCAGAGAAGCAGGGUGUGGAUGCUGAGGAGGAGGAGCAGGUGGCCGUGUCUUCGUCACCCCCCGCCUCUGUCUCCCCAGACCCGCCCAGCAUCACCAUAGCCGGGAGAGACGUGUCCAACACUUUUAAACAUAGGGGGAAAAGUCGAAUCAAGAUGGGGAAAGAUGACAAGAACAUUUGUGGCAAACACAGCUUGGAUGUGUCAUUGCAUGGUGGGAGAAACGUGAAUAAACUAGGGCAUGAGCGGACACUUCACAUCAAAGGGACUGGAAAAAUACUGCAGGGCAAGAAUAAUGAGAAUAAUGGGGUCAGUAUGCAUCCUUCCAAAAACAUUCAAGUAGCACGCUGUGAGGACGGAUUCAAGCUCGCAAGGAAGAGAAGGCCAGUGACUGUGGACACGUCCAAAGCCAAAACCUCGCUGGAGGCCCUGAGGUUGAGCAUCAGGCAGCUGAAGUGGAAAGAGUUUCCUCUGGGGAGACGAGCGCCCUGUGAUAUCUACUGGCAUGGCGUCUCCUUCCAUGACAAUGAAAAUAUUGUCUCUGGGCAGGUGAACAAGUUCCCAGGAAUGAUUGAAAUGCUGAGGAAGAUCAACCUGAGUCGGGCAGUGCGGACCAUGCAGGAGUUGUUCCCGGAGGAGUAUGACUUCUAUCCCCGCUCCUGGAUCCUGCCUGAGGAGUGCCAGCAGUUCUCCACACAGAUCCGCAUGGUGAAGGAGAACGAUGCCUCGGUGAACCCCACCUUCAUUGUGAAGCCCGAUGGGGGCUCUCAGGGCGACGGCAUCUACCUCAUCCGGGACCCCAGUGACCUGAAGCUCAUGGUGGGUUCACAGGCCAAACAGGCUGUGGUCCAGGAGUACAUCCAGAGGCCGCUGCUCAUUGACAAGCUCAAGUUCGAUAUCCGCCUGUACGUGCUGCUGAAGUCCCUGGAGCCGCUGGAGAUCUACAUUGCCAAGGAAGGCCUGACACGAUUCUGCACCGAGCCAUACCAGGAACCAAGCCAGAAGAAUCUGAGCCAUGUCUUCAUGCACCUGACAAACUACUCGCUGAACGUCCACAGUGGAAACUUUGUCCACUCCAACAGCCAGAGCACAGGCAGCAAGCGCUCGCUCUCCAGCGUGCUGUACAGGCUGGCAGCUAAAGGCGUGGACAUCAAGAAGGUGUGGUCCGACAUCAUCGCCCUCGUCAUCAAGACCACCAUCGCCGUGGUGCCUGAACUUAGAGUCUACUAUCAGGCUGAAAUACCUCCUGGCAAACCGGGACCCACAUGCUUUCAGAUUUUGGGUUUUGACAUCCUUCUGAUGAAGAACCUGAAGCCAGUUCUAUUAGAGGUCAACUCCAACCCCAGUAUGAGAAUAGAACAUGAGCAGGAGAUGGCGCCAGGAGUUUUUGAAUAUGUUCCCAGUCCGGUCGACGAAGAGGUCAAAGUGGGGGUGAUCAGGGACACUCUGCGCCUUAUGGACCCCGGCCACAAGAGAACUUCAAUUUCCAACCUGAGGGCGGGUGGGCUGGACCACGGGGAGGAGAUCCCCAUGGAGGCGGAGCCACAGGACAGGAGCCCCGAUGAAGGAGCCCUGCCCUCUCUGUGUCUGAAGCAGGUCUACCCCAAAUACACCAAACAGUUCAACUACCUGCGGCUGGUGGAGCGCAUCGCCGCGCUCUUCAUCCGCUUCCUGGGGGUCAAAGGCAACAUGCGGCUGGGCCCCACCGCCUUCAGGACCUUCAUCAGGACCUGCAAGCUGAGCAACAGUAACUUCUCCAUGGCCUCAGUGGACAUCCUGUACAUAGACAUCACACGCCGCUGGUCAGGGACAAUGGCUGACUCUAGAGAAGCAGGUAUGGGACUCCAAGCCUUUGUGGAGGCCUUCUUCUACCUGGCGGGUCGCAGGUUCAAGUCCCAGCCUCUGAGGGAGCAGGUAGCCUCGCUGCUGGAGCUGUGUGAGGCCCAGCUGGAGACCCCCCCCCCGGGCGGAGAGGAGAGGCGCUCAGUGAGCUGCAGCAGGGCCCUGCCUCGCUCCAUCAGGACUCAGACCCUCCCUAACCCCCAGCUCUCCUCCCCCGGACCCCUGCGCCGGGCCGCCAGCCAGGACUACCGGCUGCACCAGAGACUCAAGCCUCGCUCUCUCAGGGCCAACCUGGAGAACUGAGGGGGUCCCACUCCCAAACCACGCCUGUAGCCCUCUCCCCAGGAGCUGCAACAUUAGCAGCCCCUCCUCUCAGCUCUCACAAGCAGUGCAUGAUGGGAGCUGAGAGGAGGACCCCUGCUGGCUCACUUUGCGCGGGAGCACCGUUCUCAGCCUGAUUGCUUUUUCUCCAGAGGGGGAGGUCUGCAGGGGGGAGAGUUGGAGAGGAAAUAGAACAUGGACUUCCAGAAGGUUGUUGCAUUUCUUCCCCCCCCCCCCCCCCCGCUGAGAUCAUAUAUGAACAACGUGGUCCGGCCAGGAGGGGCUGCGUUUACUAAAUGUACUGAUUCUACAGGGCAGCUAUUUGCUUCCCUUCCCCUGUCACUGAGACUCACACGAGACGCUUUACUCUCAAUGGAGAUGCACGCUUUGAAUUCUCUUCAGCCCACGAAGACGAGCUACACAUCUAUGCUUCGUACAGCCGAAGCCAAUAUUCACAUUUUUGUAUUUUUAAAAGAACUUCAUAUGCAAACCUGAAGAAAGGCUAAGAUGUAUUUUAACAUAUUUAAAAUGAAACCAAAUCUAACAUCACUAUUAUUAACUCCACUAACAGUUUGACACUUUAAAUGUACUUUUGUUUUUUGAAGGACAAAAGUACAUCAAAAAACAUACUUUUAACUUUUGCUUGAGAAUUUAAAUGAAAUGCUUUGAUGUAAUCUGGCAAAUCUUCUUCUCCUUCAGAAAGCUAAAACCUUUCCCCUGAUUGGCCGAUGAUUGAUCGUCCCCCGUACAUCGUGCAUCCUUGGUUUCACCCACAAUAACUGGGUGUGAGGGAGUGUCCUUAUAUUCUUGAAUUUGCACAACAACUCUCUGACAUUUGCACAGAGAUGGAUGAGAGGGUGACCGAGCAUUUGUGAGCACAAUGUGUGUGUCAGAGUGUGGACUGUAUUUAUUUGUGUUUGGCUCGAUGCUGAAAGCUUCUUUACAGCCGUGGCUCAGCUGUGCGUCACAGCUCCGUGAGCCCGUCAGUGAUGAGUUAAGUGAAUAAGUAUUCAAAGGGAAAAGGCCAUGUCACCACUUAUCCUCUUUUUCUGCAGCUAUUCCAGUCAGGCAGCCUUCAGACCUCGCUGUUAGGAUGCUCUCUCUGAAGGCACAGUUGCUUUUGGGCUAUUGAUUAUUGCAUGGCAGGAAUUGUCACAAUUAAACCAGAUGCAAUGUUUAUUAAUCAAUCAGAAAACCUCAUCCUGUGAUGAGUGGCUCCUCACAACAUGACAAUAGGAUCAUAGCUGUUCUAAGUUAUUUACACCACAGCGACUCACUGAACAUUCAUAUUUGAAUUGUACGUUUGUUUCUUUUACACUUAUUUGAUUACAUGCAGACUGAAUGAAGUGUGACGUGUUGCACUGAAGAACAAUCAAACUGUAGCAGAUGCAGCAGGAACCUGUUUAACAGACGAUCAGAUGUGUUGAAGGUUUCCUAGAUACGUAGGACUAACAUAUUCCCUGCAGUAUGUUCGUUUCUAUGAAGUAGAUAUGAGGUUAUUAACAGUGAUUGAUCAUAUGAAUGAAAUGUAUUCAUAGCACUGCAAAAUAAUAAAAGUAAUGUUGCUCUUUGAACUGAAGGUGUGUGUAC